CCACGCGACAGUCAGCUGUCACAUGUCUGAUGCUGUUUAUUUUCCCAAUCUCUUCCAUAAAUAAAUAAACGUCUUCAAUAAGAAAUCAAAUUUUAAAAUUUAAAUGGGUUGGCUCGAUGCCAUUAAUUGUUAAACUCGUAUUACCCGCAAUUUUCUCGUGUGCUUAUUGAAAAUGAGCUUUACAUUGCGAUGUGCUUCUCAUAAAGUGGAAGAGGUCUUAUCAAACAUCACUUGAAUAAUCCCUUUCUUGUAUCAACUAUCCAAAAACCUGCACAUGUAUGAGGCGUUGGCGACAGACCCGAAUCUUGACAUGGCAUCGGAAUUCACACAAAUCGACAUCACCAGGAAUCGAUACCCAUUCUGCGUUGUAUGGACUCCAAUACCGUUUCUUACUUGGUUAUUUCCAGUAAUUGGGCAUAUGGGCAUAGCUUUAUCUUCUGGCAUAAUUAGAGAUUUUGCCGGACCCUACUUUGUAUCCGAAGACAAUAUGGCUUUCGGAGAUCCUUCAAAGUAUUGGCAAUUGAAGUUUAAUAAUGCAAUCGGAGGUAGUGCCGGUUGGGAUCGUGCAAUCACAGAAGCAUCAGAUAUUUACAAAGAACGCAUGCAUAAUCUAUUUUGUGAUAACUGUCACUCUCACGUAGCCACAGCAUUAAAUUUGAUGCAGUAUAAUAAUUCAAGUAAUUGGAAUAUGGUAAAGUUAGCAUUUUUAAUGUUAGUGUAUGGAAAGUAUGUUAGUUUUGUGGCAUUCUUGAAAACGUGGUUGCCAUUUCUUGUCCUCCUUACAAUUAUUUUAGUUAUAUCAUUAAAAGUGUAAUUUAUGUGUAUAAGUGUAUUUUUGUAAUGUAAAUAUUAAAUGUUUAAUGUAUCUAAAGUAGAAAAAUUAAUAGUCCAUCUAUCUUUGUAAGAGUAUAUACAUGGAGUAUACCUACAGUGGGUUGGAUUGGUACAGCAGGCUUGAAUGUAACCCCUCCCCUCUUAAAAAAAAUAAAUUUAAAAAAUGUG
Molecule: messenger RNA, 1002 nt
Organism: Photinus pyralis (common eastern firefly)
Lineage: Eukaryota; Metazoa; Arthropoda; Insecta; Coleoptera; Lampyridae
Product: transmembrane protein 222-like
Exons: 1
Coding region: 275-814 (179 amino acids)
Source: RefSeq, a predicted model, not a curated record